AUGCCUGGGCCCACUGGCGGGGUCUUUCGCGGCCUCAGCUUCUUUGUGCACCAACAUCAUCGUCCGACUCACCACUUCGCAGCCGAUUGUGAUAUGAUCACAAGCAACGGUGGAACACUGGUGACCUCUCCCCUCCUCGCCGCCUAUGUCUUGGUGGACAUUCCCUUUGAACGCACCGCUCCCGAACAGCGCAAGUUCUACAUCCAUCAGCGUCGUUUAGACAGCAGCCUCAGCAACUGGGACCGCUGGUCUCGCGACUGGACCUGGACACUCGACGAGUUGAUGGGACUUGCUGCCGAUCAGCGACUGGUCUGUGCACCUGGCAAUACCGAUACCGACGAUCAAAGUGACGACGAGGACAAGAUUGUCGAAGACGACGACAACGAUGACGAUGAAGUCUCCGACAUUGCCGCUGUUGUAGAGGACGGCGAGAUCCUCCCAAUCUCCUGUACCCGCUCUUCCGUCGCCUCCAAGCUCGUCGUUCAGCGCUGCUGGCUGAAGGAGUGCAUUAAGGCUGGCCGCGUGCUCGACCAUGACUGCGGCUGGUAUGUCGAAUGCGUCGAGGGCUGGCAGUACCCUGAGUGGGACAAGCCUCGUCCAGAGGAGAACACAAUUGCUACCAGCGAAGACCAGAGCAGGUGGACUUGGGGUGUGCGCGUUGAUGAGUACGGCUUCGGCUUUGGCUGGAGGAAGGAGCCCGUAACACAGCCGACUCCCGCUUCGCCUCCUGCGCCGUCGCCACCUCGUCAGCGCGCCGGUACUCCUCCUUGGUGCGUUCCGCCUAUGCGGGUCAAUGCCAGCUCUCGUUCCGUCUCUACACCGAGCAAACCGACCUCGCGUGACCCCAAGACCUCGCCCUGGCGCUUCCGCGAACUCGAUGGGUACCGUGUUCCUUGGUCCGAGAGGGACUCGGCCUUCUCUCGAGCCCGCCGCGAAAAGCCACAAGACGACAUGCGUCCCGAUCUCCGAACCGGUCCCGACUUUGGUCGUCCCCGGUCUCCUGGGCGUCUGUUCCGCUCCGCUGCAUGGGAUGCCCAGAGACAGCCUUUGUCUGUGUCUGCUUUCCACAUGGGCCGCGCUCCAGAUUGUCAUCGCGCAGACCGAGAUUACAGCCGUGGAGGCGGCGUAUCAGGGGGAAGGAAGCAGUACAAGGUGAAGGGCAAGAGGAUCACCUCCUCUUCUAAGCCGAGUGCGUCCAGCACGCUUAAGAAGACUGCCCCGGCGAAGUCCAGUGUUUCCCAGAUCUUCUGCGCAGCUGAGCCACUUGUUUUCAUGGACUUCUCAGGGGCCCGAGACGGACUUGUGGCCAGGAUCAAGCGCCAUGGUGGACGAAUGGGCGAAUCGAAGGAGGCGGAUUAUGUCAUUCUCCGCACGCAGCCUGGCCAGACACGCAACUCGACGUUCCUUUCUGCAAUCCGAGGCGAGCGUCACCCUCGCAAACCCGGGUCAAGUGUCGUGGCCAAGGAGUGGAUCGACAAGUGCAUCAGUGCCGGCAAGCUGCUCGACUGCGGGCCAUACUUGGUCACUGCUGGACCUGAGCUACCCCGCGCCUCUGCCGUUCCGAUGACACCGAUGAUUGCGACGUCGCCACCUCCCGAGGCUCGCAAGCGUAUCCGCCCUGUGACUCCCGACCCACACUACCCGAAGGACUCGACUCCGCACCCUCCUACGCCUCCCGGAAGGCUGCCGCCAACGCCUCCCUCUGCUGUCGAGAACACUCUUGAAAGCACUUUGGCAUACGAUGACGGCCUUAUCAACCUCGACUACGACGACGGAGAGGAGAUGCUCAUCGAUCUGGACGUGCACCUCAAUAUCCCCAGUCACUACGAUUGGUCGAAGACGCCCCAGAUCGAGCUCCCGCCCACGGUCCUCAGCACGCACAUCGACGCAGUGCGCAUCCUCAUUUCUGAGCUCACCAUCUGGGAUGGCGAGGGCACCAAGGCAGAGUGCUUGAACCGCAUUAAGCAGAAGGGCCUGCUCGAGGCCGAGGAAUUGUACGGCACAUACCGUUCCGUCAUCAACGAGCGCGUCCCCGGACUGGACUACAGUAGCGGGACGAAGCGCACCCGCGUCUGA
Trichosporon asahii var. asahii CBS 2479 is the source of this 2076-nucleotide messenger RNA. RefSeq lists its product as uncharacterized. The record is from RefSeq and is a predicted model, not a curated record. Lineage: Eukaryota; Fungi; Basidiomycota; Tremellomycetes; Trichosporonales; Trichosporonaceae. Bases 1 to 2076 code for a protein of 691 amino acids. The transcript has 4 exons.